GGAAAUGGGAGACGGUGACGUGAAAACUGAAAACGCCAUUGAACCCAAAAUUGAAGAAAAUGGAAUAUCGAAGAGUCCACCUGCUUCCCGUCAAAGAGCUGAGAAGAAAUUGCAUCUACACAAAAUUUUCCUUCCCGACUCGUUCAAAACAUAUGUCGUAGACUCUACUAAAGCUUUCGACAAUAUUGUGAAGUUGUUCAGAAGAGAUAUUCAAGAUUUCAAAAUACUAUCAGUAGACAGCGAGAGCACCCAUGUAUCUUUGGCUAGCAGUACCAAUAGUACUAGGAGCAUCGACCUGUUACAGAUUGGAACUCUUGGAGGGAGGGCGUUCUUGUUCAGAUUGGCACUUUUGAAGACUUCUGAGCUGAACUACUUGCGCAACAUCAUGGCAGACCCUGGAAUUGUGAAGAUGGGAUCCCUCUUUCAGAACAAAGCCAGACGACUCUUUAACGAUUGGAACAUCUACGUCUCUAACUGGAUAGACGUACAGAAUGUGGCUCUGAACUGCCUGGAUAAAAGAGUGGUUGGAAAGAGUCAAGGACUCCGCAAUAUGACCAGAGCCUUCGUGGGUGCUGAGUUGGAGGCAUUUGACGUGCAAUCUAUGGGACUGUGGGCAGCAGAGGAACUGACCGAGACUCAGGUGAACUUCGCCGCGCGCAAUGUCAUCGCAAUCAUGGACAUAUUCUGCAGCAUAUACGCAAACAGAUUGAGACUACCUUCUGUGUCGAUAGAAGAGAUCAAACAACACAUUGCGUGGACCAGAUUCUACAGCAGUGCUUUCUACUCCGCAUUCGCAUAAGCAGUGCAACUGCCAAUCAACCAACCGACCAAACAACCUGUUCAAAAACUAGAAUCAUUUUAAUGGCAGUUUGAACAGUUCAGAUAGACAACAUUUUUGCUGCGUUGAAGUUUCCAAUGAUCUGUUGUGAAACAUAUUUUCUGGAGUGAAAAUCUUUAAUUUGUUGCAUGCAAAAUUUCUUCAAAAUUGGUCAUUUGCUAUUUAAA
This is a messenger RNA of Symsagittifera roscoffensis, 1005 nucleotides long. RefSeq lists its product as uncharacterized. Gene Ontology annotation, biological process: nucleobase-containing compound metabolic process. The coding region runs from base 5 to 799 and encodes 264 amino acids. The transcript has 4 exons. The record is from RefSeq and is a predicted model, not a curated record. Gene Ontology annotation, molecular function: nucleic acid binding; 3'-5' exonuclease activity. Gene Ontology annotation, cellular component: nucleus; cytoplasm. NCBI's taxonomy places the organism in Eukaryota, Metazoa, Xenacoelomorpha, Acoela, Convolutidae.